AUGGCUGGCAAUGAGAGUUCCGAGACAUCAUCACCAUCUCCGCCUCAACAACCCUACUAUGCUUCUACACCAACACCUUCGUCUGUAGCCGUUGUCCAGCAACAUGAUGAUCCACAGUCUCCACCACCCAUGUCUCAACCAGGACAAGCUAUGCCAUCGAUCGUUGUCGUGAAUGCAGAGGAUGGAUCGGAUCAACAACAGCAACAACGUCGAGCCAACGUUUCAUUUGCACACAACCAUCAUCCUAAAUCUGGUGAGCGUGAUGUUCCAAAGACGGGUGCACUGGGUCGGUUGAAGAAUGCUCCCAAGGAUCAAAUCCCUAUCAGCAAAGCUCCUCGUCGACAGAAAUCAUCUCGGUUUUAUGUCAAGGAAAAGGUGCAACUUGAAAAGACGCCUGCUUUUCAUGAGGUGCCACCCCACUUACGUCAAGAUCUCUUUAUCCAGAAGAUCCGACAAUGCACAGUGGUUUUCGAUUUCAGUGAUGCAUCAUCUGAACUUCGAGAAAAGGAAAUCAAGCGGCAAACUUUACAAGAGAUCCUUGAGUACGUCAAUAUGAAUCGGGGCGUCUUGACCGAAGCUGUUUAUCCUGAAAUUGUCAACAUGUUUUCGAUCAAUCUCUUCCGUACCAUCCCACCUCAAGUCAACCCUGUGGGUGAUGCAUUUGAUCCAGAAGAAGAUGAACCAGUACUCGAGUUGGCUUGGCCUCAUUUGCAGAUCGUGUACGAGUUUUUCUUGCGCUUUUUGGAGUCUCCUGAAUUCAACAUUGCUUAUGCAAAAAAGCAUAUUGACCAAAAGUUCAUUCUGCAGCUCUUGGAGCUUUUCGAUAGCGAGGAUCCUCGAGAACGUGAUUUCUUAAAGACGACGUUGCAUCGGAUAUAUGGAAAGUUCCUCAACCUUCGUGCGUCUAUUCGUCGAUCCAUCAACAAUAUCUUUUUCCAAUUCAUCUACGAAACGGAGCGUCACAAUGGCGUAGCAGAGUUGCUUGAGAUUCUUGGAAGCAUUAUCAAUGGUUUCGCAUUACCUUUGAAAGAGGAACACAAGAUUUUCUUAACACGCGUCUUGAUCCCGUUGCACAAGGUCAAAUCACUCGGCUUGUAUCAUCCUCAAUUGGCCUACUGCGUCGUUCAGUUCCUUGAAAAGGACCAAGCCCUUACAUAUGAGGUUAUCACUGGUUUACUGCGAUAUUGGCCCAAAGUCAACAGCCCAAAGGAGGUCAUGUUUUUGAAUGAAUUGGAGGAGAUAUUGGACGUGAUUGAUGCAUAUGAAUUUCAACGUGUCAUGGUGCCAUUGUUUAUCAAGUUGUCACAAUGCAUUUCAAGUUCACAUUUUCAGGUUGCAGAGCGUGCCCUUUACUAUUGGAGCAACGAUUACAUUGUCAGCUUGAUAGCCGAAAACAUGGAAACGGUGAUGCCCAUUAUCUUCCCCGCAUUAUACAAGACGUCAAAGUCCCACUGGAAUAAGACGAUCCUCAACCUCGUAUAUACCGCUCUCAAAUUGUGUAUGGAUAUCAACCCUAUCUUAUUCGAUGAAUGUGCCAACCAGUACAAAAUACAAAGACAACUUGAGCGAAAGCGGCAAAAGGAAAGUGAAGAAAAUUGGAAAACGCUUCAGCGGAAAGUUAUGGUGUUGGCUUCCACUGCUCCCUCUGAUGAAGCACAACCCAGUGAUCCUCAAAAUGAAUUUGCUUUCCCAGCACCUCCAGGGUUGCCAGGUAGUGCCAUGGAGGUUGAAGAAGAUAUCCUACUUGAUGAUGAGCCUGAAGCGAUGGAACCUGAUCACUCAGCGGAACACACUGAUGCUAUUCAUCCAGAUAUGCAACAAUUUGAUACAGCACCUGUGCAAUAUCAGCAAUUUAGACGAAAAUCGAUUAUACCUGUGGAUGAGACUGUAUUCAAUGAGCUUUCACGCCACGUGAGCUUGGAUGAAGUUUUGAAUCAAGCACCUGGUGCAUCAGCGGCAGCGGCAGCCGAAGCCGAGGCGGCAGCAGCAGCAGCAGCAGCAGCGGCACAUGCAUCCAACAAUGCUGUCGACCCAUCCAACGUACCCAGUAGCAAUGAACAGCAAAGAAUGAGUCUGGAUAACAACAUCCCUUCAUAA
This is a messenger RNA of Lichtheimia ornata, 2097 nucleotides long. RefSeq lists its product as uncharacterized. Gene Ontology annotation, cellular component: protein phosphatase type 2A complex. Lineage: Eukaryota; Fungi; Mucoromycota; Mucoromycetes; Mucorales; Lichtheimiaceae. The transcript has 12 exons. Gene Ontology annotation, biological process: signal transduction. Gene Ontology annotation, molecular function: protein phosphatase regulator activity. The record is from RefSeq and is a predicted model, not a curated record. Bases 1 to 2097 code for a protein of 698 amino acids.